AAGCCUUGAAGUUGCUUCAUGAAUACAUCUUUCUUUAUCUUGGAUUCUUUUAUACUUGUCCAAAAUUCCAAAUGCAUAAGGCUGUCUUGCAGUAAUGAGUUCACUCUCUCUCAUUUAUUCUCUUCUCUCUCAGACAAUGCAGCAUGUUUUGUGCACCAGCUUGGAGAAUAGUCCCCAGACCAACCCAAUUAUUGGUCGCAUUGAGUGCAAGGCUGGACAUGGAGCAGGACGUCCAACAAAGAAACAGAUUGAGGGAGCUGCGGAUCGAUAUAGUUUCAUGGCCAUGGUAUCAGACGCAACUUGGAUCGAAUAGCUGUUAUGAGUUCUGAUGGACCGAACCGUGAUCACAAGCCGUUUGCUAGAAGUCGCACUUCCAGUUACCGAAAUCAUUUUCUUAUCUUUAUUUUCUUUAGGCUUUCCGCUCUAGAGAGCCCAUCACAAGAAUUUUCUGUUCACAAUCCACGUAAAUUCCUGAUCAACAGCAGUUUAGGUUUUCUUCACAUUUUAAAUUAGACACUUGAAAUCUUUUAAGGGAAUUGUCAAGCAAAAUAAAUUUUUGUAGGGACU
This is a messenger RNA of Rubroshorea leprosula, 567 nucleotides long. Lineage: Eukaryota; Viridiplantae; Streptophyta; Magnoliopsida; Malvales; Dipterocarpaceae. The record is from the annotation of a GenBank genome assembly.